Saccoglossus kowalevskii is the source of this 1636-nucleotide messenger RNA. RefSeq lists its product as uncharacterized. NCBI's taxonomy places the organism in Eukaryota, Metazoa, Hemichordata, Enteropneusta, Harrimaniidae. The record is from RefSeq and is a predicted model, not a curated record. Gene Ontology annotation, molecular function: N-acetyltransferase activity.
CGGCAACACACGUUAUUUGAAUGGCAUAGCAGUUGAACAAAUGACGUCAUUUAUCAGCAGUAAAAGACGAUUCGAUGUUGAACGGAUUACGUUUUACGUCUUUUUGUGCUGUUCGUGAAUAGAAUUGAAUGUAUGUUCAGGCAGCGCGAUAACUGCGAAUACCGAUAGUACCAUCUAACCGGACUGGUUCAGAAUGGAGUCUGCAAAAGCAAGCAUAAGUUACCAUGUUUUAAAAGAAGAACACAUCGCGGAGGCGGCCCAUGUGCUGACCAAGGCUUUCCUCGGCGGGGAGAGUAUAUCAAGCGUUCUGAAGCAGCCUUACAACGCCGAAUUUGCAUCAAGCGAGGAUAUCUGCAAAGUGGCAUCAAAAGAAGGUGUCUCGGUGGUAGCAGUGGAUGAUACAACCGGUAAGGUCGUUGGGGCUAUAUCCGGGACACUGUGCAGAGCUAAGGAGCUCGGAGCGCAGAAAGUCAACACCCCUUUAGUGCCACCAGAGGUCGCACCAUAUUAUUGCCCAGCAUUCAUCCCGUAUUUAGAGGAACUUGAACAGUUUUUCGCUGGAAACAAAGAGCUGACUGCAGACCCCGAGUGUCUCAUCAUGAGGAGUGCGAAAAUCGGUGUCCUCUCCGAAUAUGGAGGUUUGGGUAUCGGAACUAAAAUGGCCGACAAACGACAAGAGCUUUGCCAGAAAAUAGGAUGCAAGUAUAUCAUUUUGACGUCAACUAGUCCAAUAAGUUUCAAAUUAUAUUCCAAAUUAGGGUACAAGGUCUUAGGGGAAAUUCCAUAUAAAGAUUUUGUCAUUAACGGGGAACGUCCAUUUGCUGCCAUCACCAUGGGAACAUCUGGUAAGAGUAUGAUGAAGAGUAUCUUGUAAUGACGUCACAAGAACUGCUUGGUUAUAAAUUGACGCCGCAGGAAUCGCUUGAAUAUAUAUAGCAUGCACAGGAGACUAUGGAUAAAUUCAGACGACAUAUGUACUGUGUUAGCGAGUACAACUAUCACUGUUUGAUGUCAUAGGAAUGUCCGGUAAUCCGUUUCAGUUGUAGGCAGUUUCGAGAGAGAGAAAAUGUAAUUUGUGUGAAAAUGGUAAAUGUGAAAUGUGCAUUGCAAUUAUGUCUUCUACGAAUUGCUGAAUAGUUUAAGCGUUCAACGGACUAUUGCAAUGCUAGUAAGACGGCAUCUUAGUCGGCCAAUGGUAAAUCUCGUAAGACAGUAUCUUAGUCGGCCUAUGGUAGAUCUCGUAAGACGGUAUCUUAGUUGGCCAAUGGUAGAUCUCGUAAGACAGUAUCUUAGUCGGCCUAUGGUAGAUCUCGUAAGACGGUAUCUUAGUUGGCCAAUGGUAAAUCUCGUAAGACGGUAUCUUAGUCGAUCAAUAAUUGAUCUUGUAGGACGGUAUUUUAGUCAACCAAUGGUAGAUAAUAAUAAUGAUAAUAGUCAUCGUAUUGGUAGUUUAUUUAUUUGAAUUAUGUAAAGUAGUCGAACGAUGGUAAAUUAUUUUGAGAUAUUGGUUACUCGGUCAAUGGUAAAUAUUAUAUCAUAGUCGGCCAUACAUGGUCAUUGAUAAAUGUUGGACGUAUACUGCAAUUUAGCAAUGGUUAACCUUUGAAGCAAUAAAUCCAUAUAUUUGAGUGUUAAA